Anopheles funestus (African malaria mosquito) is the source of this 3327-nucleotide messenger RNA. RefSeq names its product protein sister of odd and bowel (gene sob). Gene Ontology annotation, molecular function: DNA-binding transcription factor activity, RNA polymerase II-specific; RNA polymerase II transcription regulatory region sequence-specific DNA binding. Gene Ontology annotation, biological process: regulation of transcription by RNA polymerase II; embryonic hindgut morphogenesis; embryonic pattern specification. Bases 1218 to 2642 code for a protein of 474 amino acids. The record is from RefSeq and is a predicted model, not a curated record. Gene Ontology annotation, cellular component: nucleus. NCBI's taxonomy places the organism in Eukaryota, Metazoa, Arthropoda, Insecta, Diptera, Culicidae. The transcript is spliced from 2 exons.
GUAUGUUUUCUCUGUCUUUCGCAUCCUCUCACCUACUCACUCACAUCUUUCCUGAGUUUUUCAGGGUUCCUUUCUCGGCUGUGGAUGUUGGCAUGGUGAUUCCGCUUCGGGGGCUUUUUUUUAGAUGGGCCCAGCGUGAACCAUCGUGUUACGUGUGGGUGUGCGAGAGCGAAUGUGUUCUUGGCUGGUUGCUUGUAACGUUUUUGGGGAUGCUGGGGCAGGUGUGUGUGUCUGAGGCAGCAGCCGCAGACUCCAGCUUGAAAACAGGUUCGAAUCUCGGAGCUUUCGUGUGUAGCGUUUCGAUUCGAGGUGCCCAUCUGCGGGCACCGGAGCGUAAAGCGAUCCAGCGGUGCGAGAGCCGACAGGUAUAGGGAGAGCCGAACAGAGCACAGAGCGGUACAGAACAGUCGACCGCAGAAAGCACGGAAGCUGAAGCGAGAUGCAGGCAGUGAGCGGUGAGCGAAAGCUCGCCCGAACAGAGAGCCGGCCCAGGCAGGGCUCGCUCGUGCGUCUCCAUAUCGAUAUGCGUAGAAGAGCACAAGACGCUGGAUACGGCAGAACGACCGAAACGUUUGGUGCGCGCGCGCUUACCCGAUUUUUAAAAAAGGCACUAAGCGUUAUUUUUCUCAACCCCGUAGCUGCACGCUUUUUUGGGGCGUUUUUUCCGGUAAGUUUCCCAGUCCUGGAGCUUUCCCUGUGCGCCUAGUAGUACGGAAGAUCCUGAAAGGAUCGUUGUGUUAGUGUCCAAGGACAUUUACGUGCGAGUGCAUAUGUGUGCGUGUGUGUGUGAGUUGGUGUGGUGCCAGUGAGUGUUUGUGUUGAUAAGGAAGAGGUGCGUUUGCGUAGGAGUGUCCGACGGUACCGAUUCCCGAAAACCGAACUCUAUCAAGCCCAAGAGUGAUGGUGUGUACAUAUGUGUUCGUACAACACAGCGACUGCAAACAGAACAAACAAGAAACGCGUCUAAAAAACGUCUGUGCGGUGUUGAUUGAUAUGCGGCCGGGCUCGAUUAACGUUUGAAGUUUUGACUGAUAACGUAGGUUGGUGUAACGCUAGCGAAAGCCCGUCAGAAAGCGGUCUCGCUUCAUCCCUCGCUGGCACGGGAAGCGCAAAAGCGCGAGGGUCAAAUGUUUGUCUAAUUUAUGGGUAUUGGUGAAGGUCGUACAAAGUCGGAUAAGCUCCGGGCUAGUGCACCGUCGUUGCGCACUGUGGGCUAGAUGUUAGUGGAAGGUAUUGGUGCCGCCGUCCGGAACGUAUUACCCGACCCAGAACACAUACCCGUACCGUCCGCGUGUGCGCUAGGGAUGGAUCAGCAAUCGAACGAAUCGGCAGCAGUGGCCGUGGCGGCUGCAGCAGCUGCCGCAGCCGCCGCCGCAACGGGCCGUACCGGUGGUUCCAGCACACAGGCGGGUGACUUUGCCGCCGCGGCCGCUGUAGUGCUGUCGUUGCAGAACACCAUGGUCACCAGCCUGCAGCAAGCGGCUCUCAUGCCAGCAAACUCGGCCGCCGCAGCCGCCCUUAAUCUGCAGGCACUCGAAUCGUACCUGACGCUGCAGAGGAUCACCAGCAAAUCGGAGGUGUUACGUCUGACCGGGUCUGGCGGUGGUCAGACAUCAGUUCACCAGCGUAGCCAGCCCCUGCCCUCGAUGCCCAUAACAGGCCCGGCCGCUCAAACGUCGAACGAUUCCAGCGCUACCGGCGGUGAUACGAUCGGCGAUGACAUGUUCAUGGACACGUCCGGACCGUCGAUGCUACUGCAGGGGAAUGAGCUAGCGGAUGAGCUACCCGUGCUGGACCAAGACGAAGAUCUCAACUUUGACGAUGCGGCCGACGACACUUCCGACGGCAACUCGCUCGACAAUGGCUAUCCCAGUCUACUGCUGAAUGCCGCCUUCCACCAUCAGAUGACGGCCGAUAAGAUGAAAACCCUGGCGGCUGGUGGAAUCGGAACGGUUACUCCAUCCGUCGCAGUGAGUACCGUCGCAUCCGGAGGAAUCGGUUCGAAGGAGUCACAAACUAGUGCCGCAACGACGGCAGCAACUGUAGCGGCCGGUGGCAGUGGUCAGCGUCCCAAGAAGCAGUUUAUUUGCAAGUUCUGCAACCGGCAGUUCACCAAGUCGUACAACCUGCUUAUCCACGAGCGCACACACACCGACGAGCGACCGUACUCGUGUGACAUUUGUGGCAAAGCGUUCCGUCGCCAGGAUCACCUGCGCGACCACCGCUACAUUCACUCGAAGGAGAAACCGUUCAAAUGUUUGGAAUGCGGAAAAGGAUUCUGCCAGUCGCGAACGCUCGCCGUACACAAAAUACUGCACAUGGAGGAAUCGCCCCACAAGUGUCCGGUGUGCAGCCGCAGCUUCAACCAGCGCUCGAAUCUCAAAACACACCUGCUCACGCACACGGACAUCAAACCGUACCAUUGCAUUGCUUGCGGCAAGGUAUUCCGACGGAAUUGUGACCUCCGGCGGCACAGCCUCACGCACAAUCUCGGUGCCACGGCGACCGGAACGGGCGGUGCAUUCGAUAUAACAGGCACGAACGCAACCACAGCCGUCGGUCCGGAUGGAUCGGCCGAGAGUGAACCGGACGGAUGUGAGCUAAAAACUGUGGAUCUGAUGGCACUAGCCGAUGUGGACUGAGUGUGACGGACUCGGGACAGCAAUAGCACGCUGUGACGUUGCGCUAACAAACCACAAAAUGUUCCGAGUGUGCGUCCGUGUAUGUGUACAAGAGUCUGAGAGGGGAGAGGGGUGGUUGCUUAAGAGAAACGGUAUUUUAAUAGUGUAGAUUUAAGACAACCUGUGAGAUCGCAUGUGGUUUUUAGCGUGAGUAAUUUAAAUGUGACUGAUAUGAUAGCGAGAGGGGUUCGUCGCUUAUAAUACAUAGCGUAGGAAUGGAAGUCUUUCGUUUCGGAAAGCGCACCGUAUGGGCGCGUUGGUGGUGAUAGAUUGUAAACAAAAAUAGUAAUAAUCUAUGCACUGUAACUGUGCCUUCGGCCAGCCAGGCCUGGCUUGGACUGAUGUCGUUCUCUGAGAAUUAUUAUCCUUCCUUCCAAUAUUGCAUUUGUCUGAGGUACUCGAACCUUAUUCGAGUGAAGCAUAGUUAGGAGCUUUCGUUAAGUAUAUAUUAUUGAUUGAGUGUGUGUGUGUAUGUGUGUGAGUGUGUGUGUGCAGCGUCAACGUUGACCGUGCCAGAACUAUGUACAACGGAUUACAUGAUGUUCCACUUAUGUGACGGAACAGUCGUAUAAAGUAAUUAAAUGCUAGAUGUAACGUAAUGUAAGGCAGCUAGAUGAUAUUAGCAAUACAUUCUCUCAAACAGAAA